Messenger RNA from Caenorhabditis auriculariae, 1676 nucleotides. The record is from the annotation of a GenBank genome assembly. NCBI's taxonomy places the organism in Eukaryota, Metazoa, Nematoda, Chromadorea, Rhabditida, Rhabditidae.
AUGCACUGCUCACGUCACUCGCGGAUCAUGUCCAGAGCUGAUCCAGCUUCUCGCGAACUCUGGACCUCAGUCAGCUGCGAGCGCCGCCAUUCUCGUCCUGCUACAGAGUUGGAGAUGAUGUCCUCCCACAGUUCGACGACGUCCCUCAGUUGGCACGACUUCACCAGCGACGAGAAACGCCAGAUCCGUCGUCUUUGGACUGCGAUCGACGCCAAAAAAACGUACGUUGCGCAGGACAUCUACGAGAUGAUUUUCAACCAGGUUAACAUCUUUCACAAAAAUGAAGAUAAUCACGUUUUGUUUCAGUGUCCUGAGGCUCGGAGGCUGUUUCCCAAGAUGAAAUUUGUCAACAGCAAACCGGAUCGCAGGAACAACGAAUUCACUUUUCAGGCAAUGAGAUUUAUGCAGGUCGUCUAGUUCAAAUAUAGAAAUGACGAUAACACUGAGCUUUCAGGUUAUUGAAGCUGGAGUUGAGGCACUUGAUAAUUUGAGCUCUUUGGAUGUUAUAUUGGAUAACCUCGGUCGAAGACACGGAAAACUUGAAGUAAAUGGAAAGUUCAGGUUGGAAAGAUGAAAGCAAUUGGCCAGUAAACAUUUGAGAUAAGAAAAGACAUCUUGUCGAAGUGCCAAUUAAAAUAUCAUUGCAUUUCAAGACGAACUCGGUUUAUAAAAGCAUCUUUGCGAAAAAAAUGUGGAGCUUGAGAAAUUUCAAGAUUUUUGUCUCUAUAAAAAAAUUUUUUUUUCUUCACAGGUGGGGUUAAUCCAUCCUAGGGGUCUUUCGUCCCUCCCUGCAACAUCACCAUACCAUCCCGAUGUUGCGAAAAAGAAAAUGAUUGAUUUGAAUUAAAAUUGAAAAAAAAAAAAUGAAAUUUUGUAAAAUUUCGAAUGAGCUACUAAAACAGCUUUGAGUAAUUUUUUUCAAAGUGGGGAUUUUAUUCACUUUUUUUUUUGUUACCCUGUAUUUAUUUCAUUUGUGUAAUGAACUAUCAUUUCCAGACCCUACUACUGGUCUACGUUUCUGGAGUGUUCCGUGUUCUGUGUACGCAAGGAACUGACCAAUUCGCGCAAGUUUGCCAACGAAGACAUUGACGAAGCCAUCGUAUGUUUCCGUACGCUGCUGCGGGACAUUAUGCGCAAAAUAAAAGUGAGUCUGAUACGCCUGGGGCUUGUCAAAGUAAUCUUCUCACCAGACUGGCUACAACGCCGACAUCUGCCACCGACUCACCCAAAUGGCCAUCAACAGCGAACAGCGGAAAAUGUCUGUCCCGACAAUUCACAAAAACAACAGCGAGGUACUUUUUUUUUCCAAUAAAUACAUACCAGCUUCUGAAUAUCAGAACUUUAAAACCUAUGCUGACGUGCCUUAAUUUUCUUGCUACCUACUGGUAUAAAAAUCAUUAGUUCAUUUAAAAGUUGGGAAAGUCUAAUUUUUACAACGUUUUCAUUCGAACUUUAUUUAUUUUCAACAGAGACGUAGUAGGGACGCUCAGGUGCGACUUGUUUGGGCUCUGAAAAAAAAAAAGAGUUCUGAGAAUUUUGAGUCGAACGUGUAUAGAUCUAUUGAGAGGUCAGUGUGUACAUUAACACUGACUCGAUUUUCUAAAAAUAAACUCAAGUAAGUUUUUCCUUGAGAAAAUGUCACGUAAUUUCAGAAAGACUUCGACGAGCUGCUGUGA